Thlaspi arvense is the source of this 1785-nucleotide messenger RNA. NCBI's taxonomy places the organism in Eukaryota, Viridiplantae, Streptophyta, Magnoliopsida, Brassicales, Brassicaceae. The record is from the annotation of a GenBank genome assembly.
AAAACAAAGAAGGAUAUGUAGAUUGAUGAAGGAAUAUUUUGUUUCUUCCUUCACCAAUAAGAGCAUUCCAGCCAGUCACCCAUUUCACAACGGCCAUUUAGAGAGGGCACGAUAUAUAUUUGUUUUUGGCUUUUUGCCGAUUUUUAACGAAACACUUCGCCGGUCGCGACUGUUGCUUUAAUCUUACACGCGCCGCUUAUUUAUUUCACGCGCCACCGUCGUAGAAGCGAUAAAUCUCUCAAUCUAAUUCUUCCUCUCCGCUUUGCUUUUCAACUUGUCCCGCUUAUCUUUUUUUUUUCUCAGCUCACUUUUCCUUCUUUAUCUUCAACUUCUCCUUUUCAUUGUUCUGUCGUUUUCCCCUUUCUUUUCCUUAAGAUCUCGGAAACCUAAAAAGAGAAAAAUCUAGGGUUUUCUGUAAUUUCGAUCGGAAAGUGGGUUAAGUAAUUUAUGAGUAAGAAGUGGUUCUCGUGUGUGAUGAUAAGAGAAUCAUCAUCAACUUCGCCAUGGGAGGAGUAACUUCAUCGAUCGCCGCUAAAUUCGCUUUUUUCCCGCCAACCCCACCGUCUUACGGUUUGAUUUCCGACGAUAGCUCCUCCGUUGACCGAUUGUACAUAACCGAAGUUCCUCGCCGCGAUGACGUUGACGUUCUGAAGCUACGAACUCGUCGUGGCAACGAGAUAAUCGCUAUUUAUGUUAAGCACCCAAAGGCUAAUGGUACGCUUCUGUAUUCCCAUGGAAACGCCGCCGAUUUAGGUCAGAUGUUUGAGCUUUUCGUCGAGCUUAGCAAUCGCCUCCGCGUUAAUCUCAUGGGGUAUGAUUACUCUGGUUAUGGUCAGUCUACUGGAAAGGCAAGUGAAUGUAACACAUAUGCUGAUAUAGAUGCAUCAUAUAACUGCCUCAAGGAACAGUAUGGAGUAAAAGAUGAUCAACUGAUAUUAUAUGGUCAGUCUGUUGGUAGUGGACCGACGAUUGAUCUAGCUUCACGCACGCCUAACUUAAGAGGUGUGGUUUUGCACAGCCCUAUCCUGUCUGGGAUGAGAGUUUUGUACCCUGUUAAACGAACAUACUGGUUUGACAUUUACAAGGGAACUGCAGAUGAAGUAGUUGAUUGGUCUCAUGGAAAACAACUUUGGGAACUUUCCAAAGAGAAGUAUGAACCUUUAUGGGUUUCUGGAGGAGGACACUGUAAUCUAGAACUUUAUCCUGAGUUCAUAAAACAUCUGAAGAAGUUUGUAAUAUCAAUAUCCAAACCCAAGGGACCAAGAAACAGUUCAAGCAAGACCAAUGCAACGGAUGCAACAACCAAAAGCCAGAGCAAGCCUUCAGAGAACGGGCGUGCUGAAACGUUUCAACUCGGCUGCUGCCUUCCAGAAGUUUCUAGAAACAGCGUAGACAGCCAGCUGGAGAAAUCGAAGAAGGCUAGUAAACCGGAGAAGUCACGGAUGAGCGUUGAUAGGUUUAGACGGAAAAAAGGUUUGGUCUGGUGACUUAAACCGGUCGAAGCAUCGCUAAAACAGGUUUUUUGUUGUAACUCCUGUUUAUGUAAUCCAUGUAUUUUGUUUUUCUUCUUAAGCCCCUUAAUCUGUUUCUAUGCAAGUUAUGAUUUGUGUGGUUUUAUACUUUUAUUUUGUUUAUUUUCCCCAGGUUUGUUGUAUGUAUUUUCUGACAGAAACAGAUCAAACCCAAAGGUCUUGAUUUCAUAUUUGGGUGCAAGUCAUUUCUAAAAUGUAUACAACAAUUUAGGAUUUCCGAACCGAAAUGGCUUAAUCUGAAACCAAACUGUAG